This is a messenger RNA of Hymenoscyphus albidus, 1029 nucleotides long. The record is from the annotation of a GenBank genome assembly. NCBI's taxonomy places the organism in Eukaryota, Fungi, Ascomycota, Leotiomycetes, Helotiales, Helotiaceae.
AUGUCUCCGUCCUCGUCCACAGAGAAAACUUCAUCAGGUCUCAACAUCGAAUCGGAUCUAGCAGGUUUGGAUUUGAGUACGUCGCCUACCAUGGGAAAUCAGCAAUCUGAUCAAGAGGCUAUCCGAGAGACAACUCUUAUGCCGUUGUACAAUAUGGCUGAAUCGACUUCGCCAAAGGUUGCGGAAUAUCCCUCAAACAACGCUGGCGCCAACGAGAAUAGCCUUGCACCUACAACCCUCAACAGUUUUACUCGCUUCAUGGAUCUUCCAACAGAGCUUCGACUGGCUAUAUGGGAGCUCAGUUGUGAAAUGCCAAGAUUUGUGGACUUUUGGAUGGGAACUACUCGGAACAUCAAGUGCCCCAAUAUCGAUGCGAAACAUAGGAGAAGGACGGAGAAAUAUCUAAAUUCAUUCGCAUGCAGACCGGUAUACAAAAGUCACGCUAAAACGGUUCCCUCGAUCUUGCACACAUCGCAAGAAGCUCGCGCAGUCGGACUCAACUACUUUUCGCCCUUGUUCAAUGAAUACCAGCAUAACAUCCCUGUGCGAUCCUUCGCCCAGCCCCAGGUCUACCGAGUUCCGCCCCAAUUCUACUUUAAUCGCGCAUAUGAUAUCCUUGUUAUACCUCCUUCAAUGAGUGCGGCUAUGGGCUACGAGACAAUGAAUCAUUUGGUGAAGAAAAUAUGCAGCGGAGACAUACGAAAGAUAGCAGUUUCAUCAUUCGAAGGUUCUUAUCUCUUCCUACCGAGGAAAGCACUUCUACAGACGUACACAAAAGUUUGGAAGAAGUCAUUCUCUACUGGAUGCCUCUGGAUCACAAGCCUUUGUUUGAGUAUUUUGACGACAGAAAUCUGGUUGAUUUUGAGUUUAGAUCUGUUGAUGACCCGACUGUUAGCACAUUAUGGUCUCACGCGAGGCAGAUAUUGGAAUCUGGGGCUGAAAGUGUUCGCUUUAGACAUGGGAAGACGAUGGACCUCUUUCUUCAAGGCAGACCUGAUGUCCCGUCACCCGGUGAACUACCAAGUAUAA